This is a messenger RNA of Daphnia pulex (common water flea), 972 nucleotides long. Its product is annotated as methylmalonyl-CoA epimerase, mitochondrial-like. Bases 381 to 851 code for a protein of 156 amino acids. Gene Ontology annotation, molecular function: methylmalonyl-CoA epimerase activity. Gene Ontology annotation, cellular component: mitochondrion. Gene Ontology annotation, biological process: L-methylmalonyl-CoA metabolic process. The transcript is spliced from 3 exons. The record is from RefSeq and is a predicted model, not a curated record. NCBI's taxonomy places the organism in Eukaryota, Metazoa, Arthropoda, Branchiopoda, Diplostraca, Daphniidae.
CUUCUUGUUAGAAGUUGAAUAACACCUUCAGUAAAUCAGCAGUUCGGUAAAGUUCAUCGUGAAGAAAUCAAAAAAACAAUCGUAAGGUACGAAAAGGGCUGGAAUGAAACGAAACCGAGUGCGAGUAGAGAAGAUCUUAGAUACUGUUCAUCGAAGUAUUGUUUUGGGUUGUGUUGGCUUGACUGUGUAUGGUUUCUACCUCGCAGGUCUCCGAUUCCAUAGAUUCUAUACUGUCCUGAAACCAGCAGGAGAGGAGAGAAAACGUCUCAAGGAACUGGAACUACUCUCUGAGGGCCAAGAUAAAUCAGCCGACAGCCAAGAGUUUUUUCUCCCUGAAAUACCAAAAUUAGACAAAGAAAAGUUUUAGAAAAAAGAAAAAUAUGGCCUCUGUAUGUAACAUGUUAUUUAAAAGGUCUUUUACAUCAAAGUCUGUGCCAGAAGCUCUUUGGAAACUGGGAAGACUCAAUCAUAUCGCCAUAGCAACUCCUGAUUUAGCUAAAUCUGCCUCACUAUACAAAAACAUCUUGGGAGCUGAUAUAUCAGAACCCCAACAUCUUCCUAAUCAUGGAGUCACAACUGUAUUCGUCAACUUGGGAAACACUAAACUAGAGCUCCUUCAUCCUUUAGGAGAAAAAUCACCAAUUCAGGGUUUUCUGGACAAAAACAAGUCUGGAGGUCUUCAUCAUAUCUGCAUUGAAGUUGACAAUAUUCACAACGCUAUGAAAGAGUUAAAAGCUAAAGGUAUCCGCUGUCUGACGGAUGAACCUCGAAUUGGAGCCCAUGAAAAGCCUGUUGUAUUUCUUCAUCCUAAAGACUGUGCCGGAGUUCUUGUCGAAUUGGAACAAUCGUAGGAUACAUCUUCUAGUUUACAAGUAACGAUAUUUUCAUUGCUGGUAAUUUGUUAUGUAAUUGAGCGAUUGGAGCAAUUUAUGUUUCAUCCCAAGUUGUAGAGUAUAAAUGGAAUUAAGGUAA